AGAGGGGACAGGCAGGCAGCGACAGACAGACAGACAGACGGGGAGAGAGCACAGCCCGCGAUAAGAGCCACAGUCCGGGCUACAGCGAGAGGACAGGCAGCGCAGGGCGGACAGGCAGAGGGAUCCAUAAAGGGCAGGCAGCAGCACAGCAGAGAGAGGGAGACAGAGAGGCAGUGGGAGCCCGCUCGGCGAGUCAGGCAGACUCACGCGCCCAGAGAAGUAGCGUCUCCUCCAGAGUAGCAAAGGGGGCGAGGCGGAGGAGGAGGAGGAGGCAGAGACCAUGUCUUUCGGGAAGACAGCCACUGUACUGUAACAGCACCAGAGCUGCCGCCACAUAAACACACACGCCAAAAAAGCCCCACACCACCAAGAAGCUGGGGGCAGAUCCAGGGUGCUGGCAAGGUUGAUGAUGAUCUGUAAAACUGUCUAAAGGAAGAGCAUGGGGACUGGCAUUCUGAACUGUUAGUGGGGACAUGGGACUCAUGUUGUCAUUGAUCAUUUGUGUGGAUUUAACCGUUGAAGAGCAACAGAAGCAGCUAGAAAGACAUCGAGAAUUAAAGCUGCUUUGAAGGUCACCAAAUCUUGUUUUAAUUUGUGUCUGGGAGAAUGUCUGAGCAAGGUAAAUUGAACCAGGAGACAGUGGAGGAAACUGCCAAAGAGCAGGAGUCUGCCAUCUCUGAUGCAACCCCAGAGAACUGCAUCAUUAAUAAAACGGAAAGCUUGGAAGCAGAGGAAAAGGAGGAGAAGCUGAGUGAUGCCAAGACGGACCUCCAGAAACGAGGUGUAAACCAGAACCAGCAGAAAAAGAGAUCCAAGUCAGGAGCUAAAGGGAAACUGGUCCGGAGUCUUGCUGUGUGUGAAGAAUCAUCCCCUCGACUGGGAGCAGAAGGUCUUCAUGAUAAUCAGGAGUCAAUACAACUACAGCUUUCGAGCUUCCCCAGUCUACAAGAAGAGGAUAAAUCUAGUAAAGAUGACUCUGAGAAAGAAAAAGAGAAGGAUAAAAACAAAGAAAAAGAUAAAAACUGUGAAAAAUCCAAGAUCAGAAUGUUAUCGAAAGAUUGCAGCCAAGAAUAUACCGAUUCAACAGGCAUAGAUUUGCAUGAAUUUCUGGUGAACACAUUAAAGAAUAAUCCCAGGGACAGAAUGAUACUCUUAAAAAUGGAACAGGAAAUUAUAGAUUUUAUUAGUGACAACAAUAAUCACUAUAAAAAGUUCCCUCAGAUGUCAUCAUAUCAGAGGAUGUUAGUGCACAGAGUGGCAGCUUAUUUUGGAAUGGAUCACAAUGUAGAUCAAACUGGAAAAUCUGUAAUUAUUAACAAGACCAGCAAUACUAGAAUACCAGAGCAAAGGUUUUCUGAACAUUUAAAAGAUGAAAAAGGUGAAGAAUCCCAGAAGCGAUUUAUCUUGAAGCGAGAUAACUCUAGUAUUGAUAAAGAAGACAAUCAGCAAAACAGAAUUCAUCCAUUUAGAGAUGACAGACGAAGUAAAUCAAUUGAAGAGAGAGAAGAGGAGUAUCAGAGAGUGAGGGAGAGAAUAUUUGCACAAGAUUCAGUUUGCUCCCAGGAAAACCUUUUUGUGGAAAACAGUAGGCUCUUGGAAGACAACAGUAUAUGCAAUGACACCCAUAAGAAAAGACAGCUAUUUAGGGGUAACAGAGAUAGCACAGGGAAGGCAUCUGGCAGCCGGCAAAGCAGUACAGAGAACGAAAUGAAAUGGACAGACCACCAGAGGCCAUGGAGCAGCACAGAUUCAGACAGCUCCAAUCGCAAUUUAAAGCCAGCCAUAACAAAGACAGCAAGUUUUGGUGGAAUAACUGUUCUGACAAGAGGAGAUAGCUCAUCAAGUAACAGGAGUACCGGCAAACUGUCUAAAACAGGUUCAGAGUCUUCCAGCAGCGCUGGCUCCUCAGGAUCACUGUCACGAACACAUCAGCCUCUCCAAAGUGCAUCCAUUGUCCCUGGAGUGACAGCCAGCCCUUCAGGCAAUGUUUCAUAUACAGAGAAUGGGAUGAAUGGCCAGGUAGCACCAAGCAACACCAGCUAUAUCAUACUUCCACUUGAAGCUGCAGGGAUACCACCUGGCAGUAUCCUCCUCAAUCCACACACAGGCCAACCGUUUGUAAAUCCUGAUGGUACACCUGCAAUAUACAACCCUCCCAGCGGCCAGCAGCCAAUUAGGAGCCAGCUUGUGGGACAGUCUCAGCAGCAGCCUUCAUCCCAACAGCAGCAGCAAGUGCAACAACCACAGCAACAAAUGGGAAGUCACCUUGUCACACAGCCUGUUCAGGCUUUGCAGCCAUCUUCCCAGUCAGUCCAAUAUCCAGCAGUUUCUUAUCCACCCCAGCAUCUCCUGCCAGUCUCUCCAACGCAGCAGUUUCCUGUGCGAGAUGACAUGACAACACAAUUUAGCCAGAUGAGUUUAAGUCGUCAGUCAUCAGGAGACAACCCCGAGUCGCCUUCUGGUCCUGUCUACCCAUCACCUAUUAUACAGCCAUCUGGCCAGCAGACUGGUUAUGUCAUGGCAUCCCCAAGUCAGCAGCUUCCUCCAGGAAGUUUUACAGGUUCAGGUCCACCAGUAUCCCAACAAGUACUGCAGCCUCCACCACCACCCCAGGGCUACGUACAGCAACCAUCACCUGCUCAGAUGCCAGUGUAUUACUACCCAUCUGGUCAAUACCCUACCUCAGCAACUCAGCAGUAUAGACCCAUUGCCUCAGUUCAGUACAAUGCACAGCGGAGUCAACAAAUACCCCAGACUGCACAGCAAGCAGGUUAUCAGCCUGUCUUGACUAAUCAGCAACAAGGGUUCCAAGGACUCAUGGGAAUGCAGCAACCUCCCCAAAGUCAGAACCUGAUGAAUAAUCAGCAGGGAAAUCAGGUGCAAGGCUUGAUGGUUCAGUAUCCAGCCAUGUCGUCUUAUCAGGUGCCAAUGACGCAGGGUUCUCAAGGACUGCCACAACAAUCAUAUCAACAACCAAUCAUGCUACCUAAUCAAUCAGGUCAAGGAACAAUUACAGCCACUGGAAUGCCUGUUUACUGUAAUGUCAUACCUCCCACCCCACAGAACAACUUAAGAUUGAUUGCCCCACACUGCCCCUCCAAUAACGUUCCAGUUAUCGCCGCCAGCUGCAGGACAAACUGUGCAAGUAUUAACAAUGCAGGGUGGCAGAUCAAGUACUGAUACUGCGGCUUAGUGUGGAUAUACAAGGAUAGCGGUGCAUUAUUUGACAAAUAACUCAUGGCCUUCAAAUGAAGAGGAGCACAACAGGAUAAUCAGUUGGGGACAUAAGUUUUGACAGUGCUCAAGUGAUUGCUGCUGGAAUUCUGUAAAAAAACUUAAAUUAAAAAGAUAUUUGCUGGUUAAUGGUGCAUAUUUUGUCAUGUCUGCUAGGUAUGCCUUUAUAGCUAAGCUAGUGACAUGAAUUCAUUGAGGUAAGAUUUUUUCCUACCGCUGAACACCACUGUGUAGAUUGUAAUAUCCCUGAUUCGGAUUAGUUUUGUACUUUGUGUUGAGUUUGUGAAGCUAAAAGUAUUUAAAAAAAUAUAUAAUAAAAUCACAUUGUACCAAAGCUGUAAUGGAAAUUUGAAAAAACAAAAAAAGAAUUGCUGAAUGGAAGGAAUAAUUUAUAUACACUAUAGAGUUUUUUUAUGGACAUAUACUGUAUUGUAGUGUUUAAUCACAAUAAAGCUAUUUGACCUCAUGGAGAAAGGUCAUGUUUC
This is a messenger RNA of Chelonoidis abingdonii (Abingdon island giant tortoise), 3719 nucleotides long. It is a transcript of the gene ARPP21, whose product is annotated as cAMP regulated phosphoprotein 21. The record is from RefSeq and is a predicted model, not a curated record. NCBI's taxonomy places the organism in Eukaryota, Metazoa, Chordata, Testudines, Testudinidae. Gene Ontology annotation, molecular function: nucleic acid binding. Gene Ontology annotation, cellular component: cytoplasm.